GUAAUAAGCCCCCAGAAUCGACCGCUGCACUAGUUUUACUAGUAGAAAGCGCUAUCAGUUUUAUGUUUUCAGUGGUCACAAACCGUGUCAGUUCAAUACUUUUGUCAGAGACUGUACGCGGGUAUUUAACAUUCGAUUGACAGAAGUGGGUAGUAGGUAGUCGCUGGUAGUUGGGUAGUCGUUCUCCCACGAUAUGGCUAUGAUUAGUGCCGGCUUGCGUCCGCGAUUAUGAUAAAAUGGAGUGAUUUUCGCGAUGAGUCGUCGAUUCAUCAGGCAAAAUCAAUGGGCAAUAAGUCACGAUCCGAGCGAAUCGCGGAAACAUAAAUCCAUUCACUCCUGGGUUGAAUACAAAAGGUGCCGCGCGUUGGCUAAAAAGACUUUCAACGAGAAGAAGAAAGAAAAUUUCAAGGAAUUUUGCCAGGGAAUAAACAGAUUUACGGACCCUGGAUAUGUCUGGAGGACUAUCCGUAUAUUUAAGAAGGCCAGGAAUAACGUUACUUGGAAUAAAUGGCAGUCCACUGACAGAGAAUCGGAAAUUAGGAGAACGACGGACAGCUUGUCCCCCCCUACUGUCGGUCACAAACCUUAUAAUAACUUCAUGAGAGCUAGCGGUGAGUUUGAUACCCCUUUUUUGAGGGCGGAGCUGGAUAGGGUUAUAACUAUGGCCAGGAGAGACUCUGCACCGGGGCUGGAUGGCGUGGAAUACAAGAUGUUACGCCUCUUGCCGGAUUCAGGACGAGAGAAGGUGCGACCUAUUUCAUUGUCAUCUUGUGUAGGCAAACUGAUGGAGAGACUCAUUAAUGAACGACUAACGUGGUGGGCGGAGAACGAGGAUAAAUUUAGCAAAUCACAGAGCGGAUUUAGACGGGGUAAAUCUUGUGCCGAUAACCUUGCACGCAUUACGGCGGAUAUACGUGCCUCUAUUUGUUCUAACGAAUAUACCCUGGCAGCCUUUUUGGAUGUAUCUGCGGCGUAUGACUGUGUGAAUUACUGGAUCAUGAUGGACAAGCUGGUGGCGCUUCAAUGCCCUGUAAACAUUGCUAGAUUCAUCAGUAAAUGGCUAUACUGUAGAAGGGGUUUGUGCGCGGAGUUGCCGGAGGGAGUGGAGGCAGUAGAAUUUGCCGAUGAUAUUGGUCUGUAUGUUUCUGGGAUUAGUAGAAGAAGGAAUCGUGAACUAUUGGAGCGUGCCGUUAACGUGAUCGCUGAAAGACUUAUGUUGAUUGGUUUGGCACUCGAACCGAAGAAGACGGUACUGGUGGAAUUUUCCAGGAGCGGUUACGUGGAUAGGAACCUGUUUAUCAAUAUACAGGGAACCAGGGUGUAUAAUAGUGGUGAGGCUAAAUUCCUGGGAAUCUAGCUGGAUAGUGGUUUGACUUUCCAUCGGCAAACACAUGAGAUAAGAGGAAAAGUAAAUAGAGCCAAUUCUAUUAUGAGAUAUCUUUG
Temnothorax curvispinosus is the source of this 1443-nucleotide messenger RNA. RefSeq lists its product as uncharacterized. The transcript has 4 exons. Lineage: Eukaryota; Metazoa; Arthropoda; Insecta; Hymenoptera; Formicidae. The record is from RefSeq and is a predicted model, not a curated record. The coding region runs from base 254 to 1357 and encodes 367 amino acids.